CUGUCUAUUUGCUGGAAUUUUUCAAGUGGGUGGGGUGUCAGCUUCACGCAGCUACCAUCACUUUACGGCUCAACACCUGCCGAAACAGGAGACUGACGCCGCUGAAUCGGCGGAACUUGAAUAUCCAACUUCAAACUAACUUCACCGCGGCCUACAAAACCCCGUGGCUGGCUUGACUACAGUGCAGUACUGUACUUUAGGCGUGGCGUUUACGGGAAAGCUUCUCUCUUUGCUUUCUGUUUCCUUAGACUGCAGCCAUGGAUAUGGAGCUGACCAGAGAAGAACUAUAUCUGAUAAAACAACAAGGUUUCAGAACAAAUGCCUUCAAGAUUAUUGAGAAGAUGGUUGAUUGGUGCAAUAAGACUGUCGGAAGUAAACACUUAGUGGAUGAGAUACUUCACAGCAUCUUCUUUCUGGGAACAAUCAACAAAGUGCCAUUCUCUCCAAAGGAAAUUAUCCCUGAUGAGGACAUGUUCAUUCAAUUAAAGGACAAAUACAGCAGACCCUUUGAGUGCUAUGAGACUCAGCUUCCCAGGCGGAGUCCAUUCUCCUGUGUACUGGACAUGAUUGUCCUGCAGACUGGUCCUGAAAAUGAAAACCAGAUAAUACAAACUUUGAGGGAUCUGGUCAUAAUUCUGAAACCAGGUUUUCUGGUCUCCUCCACCAUCUGCGUAUCUGAGUCCAACAAAUCAAGCAAACAGUAUGGAGUUUCUAUGUCCACCACUGGUCCCAAUGCUGGCAGAAUUGUGAUCGCUGCCUCCUGUUUGAGCUCAUACUGGGAUGAAUAUGUAGCUGAUGCAGUGAUGACCUACUAUCCUGAGAAGACGAUGAAGGAUUAUUUUGAUGGAACCAUCAAACUACCAAAAGACGUCACAUGCAGAGCAUAUAGCAUCAAGUCUGGGUCUGAAAUGGAGCCUUGCAAAUCAUGUGGAAAUCUCUUUGGCUUGCACACAACUUGUCAGAAAGAAUGGCCCUACGGUAACUGUGCUGAAGUUGAGAGUCUGAGCAACUUGUUUGAAAAGGAAAAAGAAGUUAAGGAGCAAUCUAAACCAACAUCUAACACAUACACACCAGAGAACAGAAAGAAGGUCAGAAAUUAUACUCUACAGGAGCUCCGCAACACACUGAAAACUAUCAAGUUCAACACAUGGAGCAGUGAAUUUUACAGAGCAUCCAUAUAACUGUCUCGCGGAGAGGGAUGACGUUUUACAAUGACUGUCCUUAGCUGUGCUGUGCUUCCUAUAUCUGUUAUGUUUAUAUUCAAAUAAGCUUUACUAUACGCUUGCAUCAUAAGUGUCCCUCUCACUGUCAUCUAAAAGUCAACUUAGCUGUUAUUUCAUUUUGUACUUUUAAUGAUAUUUCAUUUUGUACUUUUAAUGAUCUUAUUUCACCUUGUACUGUUAAUUUCCUAUUAAAAUUUGCUGAUGUUACAAAACAA
Messenger RNA from Girardinichthys multiradiatus, 1438 nucleotides. RefSeq lists its product as uncharacterized. The transcript has 6 exons. The coding region runs from base 258 to 1181 and encodes 307 amino acids. NCBI's taxonomy places the organism in Eukaryota, Metazoa, Chordata, Actinopteri, Cyprinodontiformes, Goodeidae. The record is from RefSeq and is a predicted model, not a curated record.